AUGGUGGUGGUGGUCUUGCUGGGGCUCAGCUGGUUCUGCGCCCCCCUGGGAGCUCUGGUUCUGGACUUCAACAACAUCAAGAGCUAUGCUGAAGGGGCUCGUAAGGGUUCACAGUGCCUGUCUGACAAGGACUGCAGUUCUAGAAAAUUCUGCCUCAAACCUCAAGAGGAGAAGCCAUUCUGUGCUACGUGUCGUGGGUUACAGAGGAGGUGCCAACGUAGUGCCAUGUGCUGCCCUGGAAUGCUCUGCUUGAAUGAUGCUUGUACGAUGAUGGAAGAUAGAGCGCCAAUAUUGGAAAGACAGAUCGAUGACCAAGAUGAUGUGGACACAAAAGGAACAACUGAGCAUCCAGUUCAGGAAAACAAACCCAAAAGGAAGCCAAAUAUUAAAUCACAAGGCAGUAGGGGGCAAGAGGGAGAAAGAUGUCUUAGGACUUCUGACUGUAGAGCUGGACUUUGCUGUGCUCGUCAUUUUUGGACUAAAAUUUGUAAGCCAGUCCUCUUGGAGGGACAGGUCUGCUCUAGGAGAGGGCAGAAAGAUACUGCUCAAGCUCCAGAAAUCUUCCAGCGCUGUGACUGUGGUCCUGGACUGUUAUGUCGAAAUCAAGUAACUGGCAACCGACAAAUUGCACGGUUAAGAGUAUGCCAAAAAAUCUAA
Nyctereutes procyonoides (raccoon dog) is the source of this 657-nucleotide messenger RNA. RefSeq names its product dickkopf WNT signaling pathway inhibitor 4 (gene DKK4). The record is from RefSeq and is a predicted model, not a curated record. Lineage: Eukaryota; Metazoa; Chordata; Mammalia; Carnivora; Canidae. The transcript is spliced from 4 exons. Gene Ontology annotation, cellular component: extracellular region. Gene Ontology annotation, biological process: negative regulation of canonical Wnt signaling pathway; multicellular organism development. Bases 1 to 657 code for a protein of 218 amino acids. Gene Ontology annotation, molecular function: co-receptor binding; receptor antagonist activity.